Molecule: messenger RNA, 4029 nt
Organism: Branchiostoma belcheri (Belcher's lancelet)
Lineage: Eukaryota; Metazoa; Chordata; Leptocardii; Amphioxiformes; Branchiostomatidae
Product: protein FAM110B-like
Exons: 3
Coding region: 236-1303 (355 amino acids)
Source: RefSeq, a predicted model, not a curated record
UGAUCCGAACACACCUCUCGUUCCCGGCGUACUCAGACAUUAGCUGUUCUCGCACAGUGGAGUCAGGACGUGUGUGUCGUUCGGCAGAAAAAAAGUCCCUAAUAUUUUUUGCAGUUAGACGGGCCAGGCAGGAGUGGACUUAGCCCUUGUGCCGGAGAUGGCUUUGUAAACACUCGCACGACGGUUACCGUUAAAAUGUUCAACAUUUGAACCUGUGGGACGCAGAGGAAACAGCAUGGCUGCCCUGACUGUUCCAUUCUCUCUGAGCAAGUCUCCACUCAAGAUUCUCAACCGUGGGCCUGACUUUUUCCGCGAGCAGGCCCUCAGCAAUAACAAGAAGGAGUCCCGUCAGGGGAAGUCUGCACGGGAGCUGCUGGAAGAAACAAAGGGAAAGUAUGUGAAGAGUGUGAAAGUACGGGUGCAGAAACAAGAACCUGCAACCACCAAAAAUCCGCAUGCCAAGCCGAAGGUCAAGAACAAGCCAAACGCAUCGUGGCCCCCUGCGAAAAAGUCGGAAAGUAAGCCCGAAGUGCCACCAAAACCCAUCUCGAUUCUGACGAAGAACGAGGUAUCUACCUCGGUACCUGACAUGAAGCGACCGAGCCCCAGCAAAAGUGAGACAUCAUGCUCCAUGCCAGACUUAUUGAAACAUUCGCAGCAAGUUGACCAAAACAGCAAUACCAUAAUUGACACUUCUGACAGCUCCCAGGCCAAGAGGUCAAGCACAGAGACACAGGAUUCUUCAGAUGCAGAGGAGGCAAAAAGCAGUGAAUUCUUACAGACUUGUACAGCAGAGGAGCUUCUUUCUAACACCCAGAACUCUUUGAAGCACGUGGGAUUCCCUCUGCUGAGAAGCUUCAAACUGAACCCGACAAAAAAGCACAAACAGCAGGAGAGUUGUAGAGAAAGGCUUCGGACACGCAGUUUCUCAGGGUCCUCCCAGAAAAGUGGCAGCCUUCGACGAUCCAAGUCAGAUGUGGGACACAGGUUCCCACAAACACAAGCAGACAUUGACAAGUUUUUCAACACCCUAGGGUUUGACAAGGGAGUCUCCUCACCACUGAAACGGGCACAGGACACUCUGUUCACGAACAGCCAGUUUUUCAGUGACUCGAACUCUGUGAGCAUAUCGGUCAGUGAGGAUCGGGACUCCGCUGACCGGCCGGACGGUGAGGAGGGAGACAUGGACCGCAUCCCUGAAGGGCCGUCUGUGAUCGAGAGAAAUGCCAGAAUCAUCAAGUGGAUGUAUCACUGCAAGAAGGAGAGAGAGCACAGACCCACAAGUGGGGUCACAGACUUGUGAGAUACCCAAGACAGAAAGAAACCUAAGUUGUUCUUCAAGACAGCCCAGCAGCUACAUAUAGAAUCACCAGCAGCUUCACCUGAAUCAAGCGUUGAAGGAGGGCCAGCUACAUUACUUGUAUGAUGUGUUCGUUUAUGUCAGCAAAUCAAGGAACAGAAUUUGAUAUGUCAGACUGAAUUUCUCAAUUCUGUAGCAGAAAAAGUCAUACAUCAUGUCAAUAGUUGAUUCUGCCAUAGCCUUCUUAAAAAUCCCACAACAUAUGAAGAUUUUGACGGUGCCUUAAUUGCUGGCAUACGGACAUUUAGAUGAAACUUCAGCAGGAAAGACACUGUCUGACUUUCUACACUGCAGUGGCCCAUUUUUUAUUUAUGUUUGUUUCCUCAGCUUUAUGUACCUUUGUAAAAAGAAAAGAGCUUUGGUUCAGAUAAUAAUUAUAAACAGGAUUCUGGUGAGAUAUUGCAGUUUCUUGUGACUUAAACAACAUAUCCAGUAAAUGUAAACAACAGUAUUUGUUAAAGACCUGUCCAGUAAUGAAAAUGGACUACCAGCAGGGAAGAAGGGAAUCCAGUGCAUUAAAUGUACAUAGAGGUUGUUGGAACCCCAUGGGUUGGCAUUUUGAGUUACUUUAAGUUUGCCUGUCUGAUGUUUUGUGCCAGUACUUUGUCCUUAUGGAAGACUAUUGUUGUAGAAGGAUAACUGAGGACUGAUUCUGCACUACUGAUAAUGUACAUGUAUGUUCAUGACUGGUUAUCCAGAGAUGGGCCUUUGUUUCUUGGAACUUGACACGGUGCUUUAUCUUCAUGAAACAAAGCUUGUCUUCUGUGAGGAAUGUAAAUUCCGUGGAAAAUUUAAUUAUAUGUAGUUGCUAACUAUUUUAAACAGAAUUGCAUUGUUCUAGUUUGAUUAGUGUGUAACUGCUGUGUCAAACUUGCUUUUUGAAAAUUACAAUAUUGUACAUGUACCCCGAUAAUUUGCGUAUUUGGUUAGUGACUGUUACUGUAGCCAAUUCUGAUGGUUAAAAUUGUAAAUCAAAAUUAUGAUGUGUAUUAUCAGCCAAAUUGUGAACAGUAUUGCAUAGCUUGGCAUUUUGCAGAGUAGAGUAUAUAUUGUAAUUUCGGUCACAUUACUUAUGGAGAGAGUGUAAGAAAGUUGUUUAUAGUUUAUUGUUGUUAUGCUUUCUGUAGUCUUAGUUUUAAUUAAUGUGAAUGUUUCUGUAUUUACAGUAGCUUUCACUGGAACUGUUGAACAGUCAAAUGAUAGGAAUUCUUGGACUACUAUGUAUAAUUACUUAUAGUGUGGAGGUGUACAAAAGUCUAUAUAACAGAAAUACUUCCUUGCUAUUGUACUACUAGUACUUACUUUACUAUUGUUUUUGCCAGUCCUUAGGAUAAUACCUUUGUUACAUGUAUUGUGACAUCUUUGGAAUCCUACCAAUUACAGUAAAUUUGCUGGCCUGGUUGAUAUAAUCACUAUGAGCAUAAUGAGAAACAUAUAGUGUGUUUGUACUUGAUGACACUGCUGCCAUGCUAGUUGGUUGAGUGUAAGAGUUGGACCUAUAUACAUCUGCAUGUGUUAAUUACAUGACUGCAGUGUCAAAUUUAACUGACAGUUUCCAGGUCUAACUACCUAGCAUGGCAGACAAUAUUCACAUCAUAGCCACGAGUACAAACACCCUAUAGAGAACAAGGCUACAGAUAUACAUGUAGCAGCUGUACACACAUGAUGACAUGUAGCUAUAUCUUAGCAACCAUGCUUAUGUUAUAGUGAUGUACAUCUUGGAAUCACAUGGCUCUGUAUCCAUUGACACAUUUUGUGCUUGCUUGAGUGGCACUGAGCCAGCAAUUUUUGUGGCAAUGUUCAGUCGAUUUGUACAGCAGUUAGCACAUAUAUUACUACAGGUAUACUCCAAAAGCUGUAUAAAAUCAUGUAACACUUUUGUUCUGGACUAUUGGAGAUCUAAAGUAUUGUAACAUUCCAGGUGGAAAUGUUCUCCCAUUUUCUCCAGUAUGGCUGUAUUUAUACUAGUAUGAAAGUUGUUCAUUUGAUAUACAAAGUUGUUUAGCUCGUGUAGCUUUCCACAUACACGGCACCACAGGAUAAAAACAUAUGAUCGUUUUUCAGCAUUGAGCAAUCAAGUGUGAGUUAAGGCUUGCCAAAUGCUGAGAUAGAGUAAUGUUGCUUUGAUAUUUUAUGGAUCACACAGAACACAUAUCUUUGUACAAUGUUGCUCUGCUGAAAGGUGUCUCAGAUGACUUGUAAUAUCUUUGAAGUUUGUUUUAGCAGUGUAUGAUAAAAGCUGUAGUUUUGGUAUUUGUUACAAAAGUAGACUAUUGCUUUUUAUAUUUUGUUAAUGGCAGAUAACAGACUGAGCUUGUCACACCCCAUUUAUUUUUUUCACAUUGUUGUAGAACUCGAACAAAAUGUCCUUUUUGAUGUAAGUGGUCCAAAAUAUAACGGUGACAACAGGAAUCGUAUCAAACUGUUAGAUCACACCAAUUUGAUUUAUUGGUUGUUGGAUUCUUGUAGAUUAUUUGAACGUACAACUGAAGAUAUGGUACAUGCAAACAAACAAUUUAAAUUGGUGUGAUCUCAUGGUGGAUUUUACAACUUAAACAAUGUCCAGUGUCACUUCUGGUUGAAUUUGAUAUUACCAACAUUGAGUCAAUAGUGACUUUGCAUAUAGAAUGUUGCUAGUUGCUAACAUUCCAAUGCAGUUUUUGUGGAUU